AUGGACAGGGUGGGACGGGUCGAACAAGGCGUGUUUAACGGGCCUGACAUCAACCUAUAUGGCACGAAAGGACGCAAUCAAAUGGAAACAGGGCAAAAAUGUUAUUUAAAGAGGGAAAUUCGAUGGAAUCAACGACAUGCGGACCGCUUCUUGAGCGCCACCACCGAAGCCGUUGCGUGUACUUUCCUGGUAACCAUGGCGUUUGUUUGGUCAGGUGCAAUGCGUCAAGUGUGGUCGGUCGUUGCAUUAGGCGGCACCAUUGCCAUUCUCCCCGAACCCUUCACCCGUUAUACCUAACUGGAAUCGGGGAUAACCUCGGAGCAAGAAGAGCAGUAGACCACAAAAAAUUAAUUCCCAUGGAUGCAUCCCUGGUCGGGAUGGAUUUCAUUGGCAUAGUAUGUACGUCUGCGACCUGGCCUCCAAAGUGGCGGGCAUUGAAUAGCGGGCCAACAUUUAGCAUGUUUGACAGCGAUAUCGUCCUGGAGACCUCGGUAUGCAUAAAUGGGAAUACACGAGUCUGCUUCGAGCAGGACUUUGCCACGAGAGCCAGGAGGGCCCUGUGCAUGACCGAUUACCUAUAGUCCUUUCAGUGAAGCUUUGUUGCGACGGUAUUCCUAAGCGGUGAUCGCGUAGAAUUGGUUAGCACCCUUCAGAAGAGAAUAGCCGCCACCGUCCUGAUAUGAUCAGGACAACAACUAUUAGUCCGCCGAUGACCAGGUAUCCUCAAAAGCACCAUCGACUGGCCCACCCCUGAAUGCCAAAUCUGAUCGGAUCGGGGUUCUCCUUCGCGCUAGGAGCACAAGCACCGGCGAGAAAUGAGAUCCGGGGAUUAGACCGUGUAGAUUGCAACGAGGGAAAACAAAAGUAUGCCAGUGAGGGCCGAAUGUGGUCUGC
This is a messenger RNA of Coccidioides immitis RS, 894 nucleotides long. RefSeq lists its product as uncharacterized. The record is from RefSeq and is a predicted model, not a curated record. Lineage: Eukaryota; Fungi; Ascomycota; Eurotiomycetes; Onygenales; Onygenaceae. Bases 1 to 297 code for a protein of 98 amino acids. The transcript is spliced from 3 exons.